ACCCCGAGAUCACAACCUGAGCUGAAACUCAAGAGUGGGACGCUUAACCGACUGAGCCACCCAGGCGCCCCGUGGGCACGUUUAAAUGCUGCUGGGAAGGAGGAGAUGAGAAUGCAGGCAGAGGACCUGGUUACCCGGAGGAGGUGCUGGCGAGACCUUCAUCCCUUCUAGCGUUUCGAGAAUUGUGCCAGAUACGAGGAGAGAUGGGGAACAGCAGAAGCCAGUCGGGGCAGAAGUUUUGCUCACGGUUUCUUCCUGAGGAGCAGGCGGAGAUCGAUAGACUCUUUGAUGCUCUGUCGUCGGAGACGCACAGCCCCAGUACCUCGCCCCGAUCCUUCUCUCUGAAGGCGCUAAAGAGCCACAUUGGGGAAGCUCUUCCCCCGGAGAUGGUCACCAGACUCUAUGACGGCAUGCGGAGGGUUGACCUGACGGGGAAGGCCAUGAGGCCCAGUGACAGCGUCUCCCAGGAGCAGUUCACCGUGUCCAUGUCCCACUUGUUGAAGGGAAACUCGGAGGAGAAGAGUCUUGUGAUCCUGAAAAUGAUUUCUGCCACAGAAUGUCCUGUGAAAGCAAGAGAAGUCCAGAAGUUUACAGAGGAUCUGGUUGGCUCUGUGGUUCAUGUGCUCAACUACAGACAGGAGCUGAGAGGCUGGACCCAGAAGAGAGGCCCAGGGCCCCCCUCCAGGGUGCAGGUGCUGGCCGCCCAGCUCUUCUCCGAGAUGGACCUCCGAGGUGGCGAGAAGAUUCUGGGGCCUCAGCAGCUGGACUGUGAGUGUGACCGAGCCACCAUCGAGGACUGGGUGUUCAGGGCCCCCCACGUGGCCACGUUUCUGAGUGUGGUCAUCCACAGAGGCUUCCUCCUCCUGUGCUCCUCCCUCGACCUGACCACCCUGGUCCCCGAGUGUCACGUUGACCAGGAGAGGGUGUUUGAGAGCAUCCUGGACGUCCUGUCGGUCAUCUACAUCAACUCCCACCUGCGCAGGGAGCAGCAGGGCCGUUGGCACCUGCUCUUCUCGUCUGAGCUCCAUGGGCACAGCUUCGCGCAGCUCUGCGGCCACAUCACCCACCGGGGCCCCUGCGUGCUGCUGUUGGAGGACCACGAUGGCCAGGUGUUCGGCGGGUUUGCCUCCUGCUCCUGGGAGGUCAGGCCUCAGUUUCAAGGGGAUGACGCAUGCUUCCUGUUCUCCAUCUACCCCCGCAUGGCCGUGUACACCUCCACGGGUUAUAACGACCACUACAUGUACCUGAAUCACGGGCAGCAGACCAUCCCGAACGGACUGGGCAUGGGAGGACAACACAGUUACUUCGGGCUGUGGAUCGAUGUGGAUUUUGGGAAAGGACACAGCAAGGCCAAGCCCAAGUGCACCACAUACAACAGCCCUCAGCUGUCGGCCCAGGAGAACUUUAGCUUUAAGAAGAUGGAGGUGUGGGCAGUGGGGGACAGCUCAGGGUCGCAGCAGGCCAAGAGCAGCAAAAGCAUCCUGGAUGUGGACCCUGAGGCCCAGGCCCUGCUGGAAAUCAGUGGGCGGAGUCGCCACAGCGAAGGGCUCCGGGACGUCCCAGAGGAUGAAUGAGGAGGUGCCCCCGAGCUCAGGCCUUCCUGGAGCUGGAUGCUGGCCCCCUGGACAGAGCGCAGCCUGCGGAGCCCUCCCCCAUCUCACGUGUUCAACAGGGCUGCACUGUGCGUGUCCAGGCGGUCCAGGACAUGCUGAAUCAGAACACAGUAAAAUUCCUUUGAUGUUAUGUAUGGAUUGGUGGGUGCAUCUUGCAGAAAUCCCGAGUGUCCAUUAGCAACUUAAUCCUUGUAUGCUGUUCAUUUUUCGUCAAUUGAAAUCCGGAGACAUGGACAGGACCUGUACCUGCGUUAGCGUCCGAUGGGCACGUGCGUUCCUGCCAUGCAGGGCGGGGCUCUGCCUGCUGGGGGUCACCUGGCCCCUGCUCGAGCCAUUGCAGUUAAAAACGUGCCUUGAUGUCCCAUUCCAGCUGAUAAAGGGCAGAGGCAUUGGGAUGUGAGUCUCAACGCCUUUUGGGAGCAGCUUCCUAUGACCUGAAAUUUCUGUAUUU
Molecule: messenger RNA, 2064 nt
Organism: Callorhinus ursinus (northern fur seal)
Lineage: Eukaryota; Metazoa; Chordata; Mammalia; Carnivora; Otariidae
Gene: MEAK7
Product: MTOR associated protein, eak-7 homolog
Biological process (GO): TOR signaling; response to oxidative stress
Cellular component (GO): nucleus
Source: RefSeq, a predicted model, not a curated record